Amoebophrya sp. A25 is the source of this 577-nucleotide messenger RNA. The record is from the annotation of a GenBank genome assembly. Lineage: Eukaryota; Dinophyceae; Syndiniales; Amoebophryaceae.
UUCUGCUGCAAAAGGUCAGUUGGGUCUCGUUGAUAUGACCCAAAAUGGCACUCAGCAACCAGGACGUCGUAGAGUAAAAAAUUACGAAACCGUUGCGGAACAGCGACGAGGUGGACAUCAAACGGGUAUUUACAAUAUUCUUGACGGCGUUGGUGGAAGUGGAUCUUCAUCUGGAAAAAAUCAUGACCGAUUGCUUGUUCGUGGAGGACUGUCUCGGAGUACAAGAACUUCGGAAAAGGCUGGUAUUGAUGAAGGCGAUGAUGCUGGUAGACAAGGUCUCGAAGGAGCUGGCGUUAACCGACAGCGAAAAAAAGGUAGUUCUCGUAGUGAUCCGGAGGAUUUCGAAGCUGUGUCACUCUUUGCGACCGUUUCAGCAGCAGAUGGCUUCGUCUCUGUGUGGUCCAGUAACGAAGCACAGCCUAUUGCGGUCCUUUCCCACUUCAUACCACGUAAGUGCGGCAUUGUCCUCGACAUGAUUUUUUCCAAUGAUUGUCAAAGCAUUUACUUGACGACAAACACUGGCGCUUUCGUCUACCUGCGCAGCGCAAAGAGGUGGCUGUCGAAGGCAACAAGGCUC